This is a messenger RNA of Ostrea edulis (European flat oyster), 2200 nucleotides long. RefSeq lists its product as uncharacterized. Lineage: Eukaryota; Metazoa; Mollusca; Bivalvia; Ostreida; Ostreidae. Bases 233 to 694 code for a protein of 153 amino acids. The transcript has 4 exons. The record is from RefSeq and is a predicted model, not a curated record.
CUGACAUUUUAAUAUACUUUUUAGACAUUGACAGCGUAGCGGGAACGAUAACUCUGGGUAGAGACUGCCGAACUGCCUGAGUGGGUUACGUUUUAGACUGUCAUGUAACAAGAUAGAUGUGUUGAGGGCAGUGUCAGUAUUUAAACCCCUACCGCUUUCUAGUCUUCUAGUCUAGGCGUGCGUUAUCGUUCAGGAAACAGUCGGAAAAGCCCUUCUUUGAUUCACUACAACGAUGCACUUCAAAGUUUUAAUGUGCCUGGGGUUUCUGGCCGUCGGUGUCCGCCAAGCUCUGACUGCCCUCGGUGGACAAGCAUGUACGAUCCCUUCUUCAGGUAACCCCGGGGCGGCUACCUUAUGUACCGGAAUACCGAACGGCUUCUGUAUGCUUGACACCCUUACCGUCACAGGUAGCCCCGUCACAGCUGUCGCUUCCACAGGAGUAUGUGUCUGUUACUAUGGAUACAGUGGACCUGCUUGUGCCACUGCAGAUUCAUCAACAACCUCAUCAACCUCAACCUCACCCAACACAUCUAACGCCUUUGGGGCUCUGGCUCUAGGGGGUAUUGGCGCUUAUUUAUUGAGUCAGCUCGGAGGUGGUGGAUCACAAACCGCACUAGGCAUUGGUGCAGGACCGCAAGCAGCCCAAGACGCCUUUUAUCUUCGACAAUCCGUGAAUUCGGUAUUGGGCAAAUAAAUAUUUUGUGAACUGUUGAAGACGUAAGUGAAAUGGAUUAAAAUGGCUGGUAGAAAGUAAAUAUUGUUUGUCGUUAAAUUUAGUGGUUCCAUUUUUAUUUAUAUAAGUUGGAAGAUGUCUUUAAGUUUGAAAUUAUUGCUAAUUAAAGCAAGUCCUAGUAUUUGUAGGCCAAGAAAAAAAUCCUGUUGGUUUUAAUGAAUAAAAGUGUAUAAUGAAAUAUCAAAGGGCAAUAUGAAGCCUCUGGUUACGGUUUUGUGUAGUCCUUAAUGAAGAGUGCAUCCAUGAUCUGAUGUAUGUGAUUUCAUUUAUUAAGGUCUUCCGUAGCAACGGAAGACCUUCUACUUAUUGUGCUGGUUAAGAUUAUUCUUAUUAUUCUUUUUUUUUUUUCCCUAGACGCUAACUUUGAAGCUUCAUAUCUCGCUCAUUCCUCAACCGAUUUUGCUCAAAUUUUCAGCUUUAAUACAUUUUACUAAAGACUUUCAAAAUACUUUUAAACAUUUUGGAUAUUCUCUUCCGCUUGCGAGUUAUUUCCCUUUUAGUGAAAUUUUAGGGGCUUUGGUUUCCAGAUAAAGGCUCCGAGACUAUAAUAAUUGGAGCAGAGAAAACACUGAAUUGGUAAAGUAGAAGCAUUGUAGUUGUGCACAUCAUAUUUUGUUUUUUGAUUUCGCCAUUUAAAAUGGCGAUAGAGAGGGGUCAAAAAUCAGGACGCCUGAAAGAGCGAAAAUUUGCACAUAAUUUCCUUUGUAUCUUUUAAACUAAAAAUAUUUUGUUAAGACAUGUAGAAUAAAAGUUGUGUAGAAUUUCAAGAGCUUUUAUUUGACACCAGUAAAAAGGGGCUGGCCCCUUAAAUUAGGGAUCUACGGCCCCUAAAAGUUUUCGCUUUAUAGCUCAAAAACGGCAAAGAAUUCGAUAUGGCUUCCGAUGGAAAAGUUGUUCUUUAACAUCUUAUUUAUCUCAUGAAAUUGUUAUUUUGUUCGAAUCUUGUGUUAUAUUAGAGUAAAAAGCUAUACCCGUAAACAAGUAGCCAUUUUCAUUUGGCAAGUGAGCGAGAACUCUUCAUGCGUAUAACUGAAAUAAACUUGCUAAAAAUAACAUACCUGACUACAAUAGAUACUAAUAUUCAUUUUAAAUAAGGUUUUUAACAUGCUCUGUGGUUCAAAUACAAAUUAUUUAAUGAUACAUUUCUCUUUUUCUUUCGUUUUAACAUAAACAAACCUUCAACAACAACAAAAGGAGAGAGAUAAAUUAUCUUUUAUUUGUUUCAUAUUAGAAUUAAAAUAAGUAAUAUACAUAAAAAUAAAACGUUCAAACGUAAAAUAAAUCAUGGUCAAUAACUGCAAGCUGUUUACAUUCUUCACGGUCAGCGUUGUUUAUACAGUUAUGUAACCCAACUCUCGCCUCGCUCGCAGGUGGCCAGAGUGACAAGCUUGCAUAAUCAAAACAAAAACAUCGAAGCUAACUCGGCUUUCGUCCAUCGCAUAAAUAAACACAUCAAUUACUGGAAAA